Messenger RNA from Mesitornis unicolor (brown roatelo), 165 nucleotides. Its product is annotated as kunitz-type protease inhibitor AXPI-I-like. The record is from RefSeq and is a predicted model, not a curated record. The transcript has a single exon. NCBI's taxonomy places the organism in Eukaryota, Metazoa, Chordata, Aves, Mesitornithiformes, Mesitornithidae. The annotation marks the transcript as partial. Gene Ontology annotation, molecular function: serine-type endopeptidase inhibitor activity.
AUGUCUGCGCUCUGCCCAUGGUGGUGGGGCCGUGCCGGGCCGCGGUGCCGCGCUGGUGGUUCAACGGCUCCAGCUGCCAAGGCUUCAUCUUCGGGGGCUGCGAGGGCAACGCCAACAACUUCGCCACGGAGACCGAGUGCAGGCAGCGCUGCGGCUCCCCCAGCG